Molecule: messenger RNA, 3334 nt
Organism: Bolinopsis microptera
Lineage: Eukaryota; Metazoa; Ctenophora; Tentaculata; Lobata; Bolinopsidae
Exons: 7
Coding region: 36-827 (263 amino acids)
Source: RefSeq, a predicted model, not a curated record
AUAAUAUAGCUAAAUAGCAUACGGGUAGCAGUCUAAUGAAGACCUGUAGAGUUUUCCCAAUGAGUAACGGUCACAGCACUCUUUGCUCCAGAUUUUGUACUUGCAAGCUCUCGUUCGUGACCAGGUGGGCCCAGACAAUCGGUCAUGAGAGUAACCGAGGGUCGCAGAGUCCAGUGCCAAAUCAGAUGAACAACACGCACACAUUCCCACCUGCCAACAGAAUAUCCAGUCUGGUGGGGUCCAACAGCGGCAACGUGGACAACAGGCUCGAAACCAGGGCCAUACUUUCCUUUAUACUCCUCAAAGAAUUAGGUUCGGAGUUUGAGGGUUCAGAUAAGUUAGUUGUAAUGGCAAACAGCGCCCCUCCUUGCACCCACCAAAUCUAUUCAGAAAUCCUCAAGAUCCCAUCAGAACAGAGGAAAGGUAUAAAGAAUCUGACAGAUCAGGUAUCAUUGGAUCCCAGAUCUUAUCAACAUGACAUCACUAAGGUAUUCAAAGAAUUUGUAUCCCACACACCCCAAUGCGAGGCAGGUAAACCAACGUUUGGCAUGUUGCUGUGUCUAAUCGUGUACCUGAUCGAGCUGUGUAGACGGUUUUUGGAUAACGACAGAGGUUACGAGAUUCCCUCAAUUCACAACACAGCUACCCGGCUUAUGCUGGACGCUGAGCACCAGUUGUCACCAGCCAAUUGGACUGAAUAUCUUGAGAAUCAUCCGCCCAGAGAAAGGAGUGACCGACCACCGUUAGAAAGAAGACCUUCCGCGGCAGCCAAUGCUGCUGCAAUGAUUUUUCAUAUGGUGGAAGCCUAUUCUAAAUAUACAAAAUGAAGAUAAACGAAAUCAGUAAAUUAACAGUUCAACAUGAUCUUGUUUAAGAACGAAGCUCCACAGACAAAGACUUCAAUUCAGACGACGCAAGGAAGAUAAAUGAAACUUACGAAAACGAUUGACAAUUUUUAACCAAAAUGAACCAUUUUGUUCCUUGAUCCGACCGACUGUCAAAAUUUUGUUGGGAUCAAUGGACAAGAGUUGAGAGACGUUAAAUUAUUAGUUUACUGUAAAUAUGGCCUAACAUAUUUUGUUUUUCUUAAAUAUAGGCACGCAUUUUGUAUUUCUUAUUACCACCCGACUCUUUUAAUGUCACUUGGUUGAAAGUUUAAUAAAUUCCCUUGUCACACUAUUUUUGAGUUUUACCCAAGUGGCUCUUUUCGAGCACAGCCACUGCUAAACAGUUGUUUAUUUAAUUUGUUUAUCUUGGUGUGUUCUUGUUUUACCUGUCACGAGUUUAGUUUGGGGCCCGAUUAAACGGGACACACACCUCCACGAUAAACUAGUCACUAGAAUAUAAGUUUUUGGAACCUAGUAUAUGAUAAUAAUGUUACACACACUGUUUAUUUUGGACUAAAUUAGUCUACAAACGAGAUCAUGAUAAAUCUAGUAUGAAAUUAUCUACGAUUUGCAGCACACGAGCAAGUGUAUCAUCUGACACAACCUCCUCAUAAAGUGCUGGGGUUCUUCCUUAUAUAUUUCAAGAUUCCUUAAAUUGCAGACCUCGCCCUCUGAGGCUUGAGAACUGAAAUAUAAAUUGGCAUUCCUGGCUCUGAAUUUGAAGUAACAUUUUCUUUACCUAUCCCAGAACCCCACCAAAGACGCAACACUUGUACAGAUGUGCUGAAAUUAGGAGAAAACUGUUGUUAGAAUGCUUGGUUAUAAUGGUUACAUGUUAUAUAAUAUGAAUUUGUUGAUAUAAUAUAAUGCCCAUUUAUGGAUAAAUAUUAUUUGGAACCCCUGAUGUUACUGCACAGUCCUGAUACAUCUGAUCCUGCAACUUCUCCUAAAUUGUACACCUUCUAACUGUACUCCUAAUAUCUAUGAGAAGGAUUUUAACUACGUACUUUCUAGAGUUGCUGGACUAGAUCAGUGAUGUGCGGUCCCUUGAAAUAUUUGUUUCCCCUCUAUGUAUGUUAGGCUGAGGAACUGUUUUUUAGGAAACUCGAACGAGAUGAAGAGAGUGUAGUCUAAUUUGUUCUAGAUGUUAUCUUGGUGCAGCUAUCUAUAUCCUUUUUUUUUCUUUUCAGCUUUUUGGAGAAAAUUUCUGGGCUGAGAUAACACGAUCUUUCUUAGAUUUAGCUGAAGAAUUUAUCUCAAACUGUCCGCUGAGAGAAAGGUUGAUUUGUUAAAAUAUAAUCUCCGGGCUCAAAAAAAGUCAUUUUAUGUAGAUCACGUGACUUAUAAAACUUUUACAGAUCAGAUGCACGGUUUUAAUCAUAGGUUAAGUUUGUAUUUAAUUAAAUGUCGAAAAUGAUUUGGUAUCAUAGCGAGACACAAAUCAAAACGUCACAAAUUUUGUUUUCUACAUAAUAUUAUGUUGUUACAUUGUUUUGAAAUGUUCAGUCAGUUGACAGUGACACAGGUGAAAUUUCGUGGAGCCAAUUUUAGUUUUUUAGCCAGUUUUUAGACGAAAGUGGAAGAUUUUAAGUCGCGCACGAAUGACUCGUCCAUCUUUUCGCUGAUUAUUGGGUUCACUUGUUGAAGUGAGGGCAUAUGAACGAAAAAUAAAGAAGUCUAACUUAAAGUAGUAGGUUAUUUGUAACACAAAAUGUAUUGUUUUGUUUUAGCGAAGUUAUCCGUGCAGAUUGGAGUAAGUGUAGGACGAUGAAUGUAAAAGAGAAAACGCAGGAAGUGCAACCUUCUUACCUUUUCCAGCGACAUGUACGAUCAAUCGAUAAGUUGAUUGACUUUGUAGUUAGUGCAUGUAGGGUUCAUUUUAAAAAGAAGGUUGUACUUAAAUAGAAGUCCGUGUUUUUAGUGGAACACUAGAAUGGAUAGGAUAAUUUGACGUGAGACUUGUGGAAAGAGAUAACACUUGAAUUUGUGUUAAGAUCCUUCUUUAUUGGACAUGUCCCUUUGUGGGCAUGCCCAAAUAUAGACAUAAUGUGCUGAUUCGCAUUUCGCAGUGCUCUUUACUGAGGAAUUGAACUAGUCAUUAAAGGGGAUAAAGUUCUUUCUUUCGUGACCGUUACUUUUUGUUCAAUUCCUCGGGGUAUCAACUGGCACUUCUCAUACUUUUCUUGAAUCGCCUGUAUUUUGGGUCUUGGGAGAAUAAUGAUAUGGUUUGACGUCACACCACGCGAUUUUUUGUCACAUCACGUGUUAUUUUGUAACGCCACGUGCUAUGACGUCACGUGCUAUGACGUCACGUAUUUAAGGGUGUCUUAACAAGAGAAUAGCAUGUCUCACGUGUUUUGUAGCCAAAUUGCGAUGUUAUUACAGAAUAAAAGAUUAUUAUUAGUAAUUAUUGGGGAGCGUGCUUUUCACUCCCCGAAUGUUUCAAA